This is a messenger RNA of Verticillium alfalfae VaMs.102, 1083 nucleotides long. RefSeq lists its product as hypothetical. Gene Ontology annotation, cellular component: membrane. NCBI's taxonomy places the organism in Eukaryota, Fungi, Ascomycota, Sordariomycetes, Glomerellales, Plectosphaerellaceae. The transcript has 3 exons. The record is from RefSeq and is a predicted model, not a curated record. The coding region runs from base 1 to 1083 and encodes 360 amino acids.
AUGGACGUACCCGCCACUAUUGCCGCGCUCCCAGCGGCGUUGCCGACGCUCCAGCGUAUCCAAGACUGCGCCAACUGGACGCUCACCGUCAAGCCAUUCAUUCCCCAGCUCUUCGAACUCCCGAACCAGGUCCUUGAGAACAUUGCCAGUCCCGCCGGCCUGCGCCAGCUCUACACCGAGACCAACCCUCUGAUCUCUGGCUUUGCCGCCUCUUUGGCAUUGUCCGUCAUUUUUGCCAUCGCCGCCGAAAUCAACCGCAACUACUCCCAGGUCGACCGAGCGUGGAGUCUGCUGCCCAACCUCUACGUCGUUCACCUGGCUGUCUGGGCCAGGCUUGCCGGCAUCGACGCCUCGAGAGUCGAGUUCCUCUGCUCAGCCACUACGCUGUGGAGUGCCCGUCUGACCUUCAACUAUGCUCGCAAGGGUGGCUACAAUGUCGGAAGCGAGGACUAUAGAUGGGAAAUCGUACAGAAAUACGUCCCGCACUGGGUCUUCUUCAUCUUCAACAUUGUCUUCAUCGCCAUCUACCAGAACAUCCUCCUCUUCGCCUUCUCCUGCGCUCCCGCCUACGUCAUUCUCCUGACCACCCAGUUCGAGAAGGAAGUGGGCGCCUCCGACUGGGCGUACUGCGGCAUCAUGCUGGCCCUCGUCCUGUCCGAGUACAUCAGCGACGGCCAGCAGUGGGACUUCCACGCCGCCAAGCACAAGUACCAGAAGAACGCCCAGGUCUCUGGCGGCUUCACCCAGGCCGACCUCGACCGAGGCUUCCUGACCAAGGGCCUCUGGGCCCACUCCCGCCACCCCAACUUUGCCGCCGAGCAGCUUGUCUGGUUCAUGCUGUACCAGUGGAGCUGCUACGCCUCGCGCACCCUGUUCAACUGGUCUUUCGUUGGGUCUGGCUCCCUGAUCCUGUUGUUUCAGGGCUCUACCUGGCUCACCGAGCUCAUCACGACCGGCAAGUACGCCGACUACAAGCACUAUCAGAAGAACGUCGCCAUGUUCCUGCCCACGUCUCUCUCGGGUUACAAGGCGCCACCGCCGACUGCGAACAGCACGUCUGAGAAGCGCAACGGCAAGAAGUGA